Messenger RNA from Erpetoichthys calabaricus (reedfish), 1255 nucleotides. It is a transcript of the gene anp32e, whose product is annotated as acidic (leucine-rich) nuclear phosphoprotein 32 family, member E. The record is from RefSeq and is a predicted model, not a curated record. The coding region runs from base 168 to 920 and encodes 250 amino acids. Gene Ontology annotation, biological process: regulation of apoptotic process. The transcript has 7 exons. Lineage: Eukaryota; Metazoa; Chordata; Cladistia; Polypteriformes; Polypteridae. Gene Ontology annotation, cellular component: nucleus. Gene Ontology annotation, molecular function: phosphatase inhibitor activity; histone binding.
GGCUGGCUGUACGCAUGAUGGAGGUUCAGUCAAGCACAAGCAGCCAUUGGAACUAGAUAAGCUGUUUGUUGACAUUAUUUAGUUUUUUUUUUUCUUUGGAGGGUCUUUAUUUGUGGUAAAGUGUCCUAUUUGUCAUAUUUUUUUGAACUUGUCUUUACUGGUUCGAUAUGGAGAUGAAGAAGAGAAUCAGUUUGGAAUUAAGAAACAGAAAUCCUUCAGAGGUGUCAGAUCUAGUGGUUGAUAACUGUCGUUCUAGUGAUGGAGAAGUUGAAGGUCUCACAGAGGAUUUUAAAGAUUUACAGUUUCUUAGCAUGAUAAAUGUAGGCCUAACUUCAUUGGCAAAGCUGCCCACUUUCAGUAAACUUAGAAAGUUGGAGCUGAGUGACAAUAACAUUUCAGGAGGAUUGGAGACUCUAGCCGAAAAGUGUCCUAACUUGACUGAAUUGAAUUUAAGUGGAAACAAGAUCAAGGAUUUGAGUACAGUGGAAGCUUUGAAAAAUCUUAAAAACCUCAAGAGCCUGGACUUUCUCAAUUGUGAGAUUGCAAAUCUUGCAGAUUACAGAGAAGUUAUGUUUAAAUUGCUGCCUCAAAUUAUAUACUUGGAUGGUUUCGACCAAGAAGAUAAUGAAGCACCAGAUUCUGAAGCAGAAGCUGAUUGCAAUGAAGAUGGUGGUGCUGGCCCUACUGGAGAUUAUGAAGAAGAUGAAGAGGAGGAAGAGGAUGUUUCUGAUGGUGAAGAAGAAGAAGAAAUUGGUCUCUCUUACCUCAUGAAAUCAGAAAUACUUCAGGAUGAAGAAGAUGAUGAAGACUAUGUUGAAGAGGACGAGGAAGAUGAUGAGGAUGUAGAUGAAGAUGAUGACAUAGUUCAUGGAGAAAAGAGGAAACGAGAUCCAGAAGAUGAUGGAGAUGAAGAUGAUUAAUUCUUACAGAUUAAUCAGUAGAAAAGUGUACAAUGUUCCUCAUUCCCCAUAUACAGGAAUUAUACAACAACUCAUUUUUUUCAACUUUUUCAUACAUACGACUGUUUUUGUGUUGGUACAUAUUUGCAGACAAAUACUGCAUAAUCUUUUCUAUUAAUGGCUAGUUUAAAAUCAUUCCAAGUCAAUCUUGUUUUCCUGUUUAAGUUAUUUUAUAAUAACUGUGGAUUGUGUUUUAUUAAGAAAAAAAGACGGGUGUUGUCUUGGUUGUCCAAAAUAUUCACAUAUCUCAUCUCAUCCUUCACCACUAAGCAGCUGUGAAUUUCUACUUAACUGGU